Molecule: messenger RNA, 3191 nt
Organism: Onthophagus taurus
Lineage: Eukaryota; Metazoa; Arthropoda; Insecta; Coleoptera; Scarabaeidae
Source: RefSeq, a predicted model, not a curated record
UUAGUUAAAAUGGCGUCCGAUAGUAAAUGUUUAGUGAUGUGUUGACAAAAGUUUGCACCGAUUAAAAUGUCCAAUACACCGUCGAAUCGUCGAAAUGGGGCACAAAAAAUACGACUGACAAUUCUGUGUGCGAAAAAUUUGGUGCGAAAGGAUCUUUUUCGUCUCCCAGAUCCGUUUGCAAAGAUCUCGGUUGAUGGAAGCGGUCAAUGUCAUUCAACAGAAACUGCAAAAAACACUUUGGAUCCGAAAUGGAAUUCCCAUUAUGAUUUAUACAUUGGACAAAAAGACACCAUAACAAUAAGCGUUUGGAACUUUAGGAAAGUGCAUAAAAAACAAGGAAGUGGCUUUUUGGGCUGUAUUAAAAUCCAAAGCUCACAAAUACAAUGUUUAAAAGAUACCGGAUAUCAAAGAUUAAACUUAGUAAAAGCAUCCCAAGAUGAUAGCGAACUAGUUAAAGGUCAAAUAAUUAUUUCGUUAAUGUCCCGAGAUGGCCCAUCUGGUGGAAUACCGCUAGCGGUGGUGGGGCCACAAGGUGAAUUAAAAGGCCCAUCAGAUAGAGAAACUUCACCUCCGGAACCUACAGAAAAUGUUUUACCACCAGGUUGGGAGGAACGUCGCACCGAAAACGGUCGACUUUACUACGUUAAUCACGUCACCAAAUCAACCCAAUGGAUUAAGCCCCAAAAUAACCCAAAAAAUCAUCAUCGUGAUCGACCCCGACCGUCUCGAACAAACAAUAAUCCCACCGUAGACCUCGGCAUCAACAACAACAACAAUAAUCACAACAAUUCCAAUGAAAAUAAUAAUCAAACAAACGAAAUUGUUAAUGCAACGCCCACAACAAGUUCAUCUUCAAGUUCGACGUCGCCGGUUUCGCCUGUUGUCAGUCCACAAAAAGAAAUAAUUAGGCGCGAAAGGGAGUUUAACGCCCCACCGAUUUCAACGGCCGUUAUUCCGGCGCCGAAUAAUAUCAGUUGUAACGCUCCCGCGAGUUCUUUAAGUUCUGGAAGCGGAAAUAGUAGUGGUGGUGGGGAUGGGAACCAGCCGAAUGGAAAUACUCCGCGACAACAUCGCGAGAGGAGACAGAGAAGUGGGGAGGAUGGGCGGAGAAAUGAAGGGGGUAGUCGCAGGAGGAAUCCUAGGAAUCGGAAUGGGGUGGUUAAUGGGAGUGUGCAAACGCAGAAUGCUACGGCGAGCGGAUCAGGGACAAGUGGGAAUGGAAGCAAAUUAGAUUUACCAGCUGGAUAUGAAGUACGAACAACCCAACAGGGACAAGUUUACUUUUACCACAUACCAACUGGAGUUUCAACAUGGCAUGAUCCGCGUAUCCCGAAAGAUUUGGCACCUUUAGGGUUAUCCCUUGAUCAAUUAGGACCUCUCCCCGCCGGUUGGGAAAUGAGACACACCGCAUCCGGUCGGAUGUAUUUUGUGGAUCAUAAUAACCGCACGACGCAAUUUACCGACCCUAGAUUAAACACUCAAAUUUUAACAAAUAUAAUUCGAACGAAAAAUCAUUCCGGUACUCCAUCAAAUAGCACCCCAAACAAUUCAACCGCAAAUAAUACCACAACAACAAACAACGCAUCUUUAUUAAAUAAUACGGUUAUUGCAAAUCCAAAUGUGACAAAUUUGGUUAAUAAUACGAAUAAUUUACAAUCACCACCACCACCACCACCGGGUGGUGGUAAUAAUUCAAAUCCAUUAGAAAGAGUUACGCCAAAUACAACUGUUACAACAAAUGUUAAUAAUACAACUCCGAUGUCUCCAAGAAGUCGACCAACUGAUUCGGAUUUACCACACGGCUUGUUAAACGAUUCCGAGUUAUUACCGAAAUAUCGCCGAGAUUUAGUGGGAAAAUUAAAAGCUUUAAGAGCGGAAUUACAAGCUUUACAACCGCAAAGUGGUCAUUGCCGAUUAGAAGUGUCACGUUCGGAGAUUUUUGAGGAAAGCUACCGUUUGAUAAUGCGCAUGAAACCGAAAGAUAUGCGAAAACGACUUAUGGUAAAAUUUCGUGGGGAAGAAGGUUUAGAUUACGGUGGAGUCGCAAGAGAAUGGCUCCAUUUAUUAUCAAGAGAAAUGUUGAAUCCACAAUACGGUUUGUUCCAAUAUAGCCGCGAUGAUCAAUACACGCUACAAAUUAAUCCGGAUUCAUCGAUUAAUCCUGAACAUUUAUCGUAUUUCCAUUUCGUUGGGAGAGUUUUGGGAAUCGCCGUUUUUCAUAAUCACCAACUCGAAGGUGGAUUUACAACCCCGUUUUAUAAACAAUUAUUAAAUAAGCCGAUUACGUUACAAGAUAUCGAAGGGGUUGACCCGGAAUUACAUCGUAGUCUUACUUGGAUGCUCGAAAAUAAUAUAAACGGCGUUUUAGAUACAACUUUUUCGGUUGAAAAUAAUAGUUUUGGUGUUAUAAAAGUUCACGAACUAAAACCGUCAGGCGCGACAAUAACCGUAACCGAAGAAAAUAAACGAGAAUACGUUAAACUUUACGUUAAUUACCGCUUUAUGCGGGGAAUCGAACAACAAUUUUUAGCGUUACAAAAAGGUUACACCGAAUUAAUUCCAUUAGCUUUACUUCGACCGUUCGAUGAACGCGAAUUAGAACUCGUUAUAAGCGGAAUAGCAACGAUUGAUAUCGAAGAUUGGAAAGCAAACACGCGUUUGAAACAUUGCACGCCGGAAACGCCGGUCGUACAGUGGUUUUGGCAAGUCGUGGAAACGUAUGGGGAAGAAAUGCGAGCUCGAUUAUUACAAUUCGUUACAGGAUCUUCCCGGGUUCCUUUACAAGGAUUUAAAGCGUUACAAGGAAGCACUGGGGCUGCGGGUCCAAGAUUAUUUACGAUUCACUGUGUUGAUGUUCCAGCUCAAAACUUGCCAAAAGCACACACUUGCUUUAAUCGCAUCGAUAUACCACCUUAUGAUAGUUAUCAGGUGCUUGCUGAUAAACUAACACAGGCUGUUGAAGAAACUUGUGGGUUUGCUGUAGAGUAAGUGUAAAAAAUUGUAUAAAAGAUAAGACUAAAAUGACUCAUAAUGUUAAUUGUAAUUUUUUAUUCCAAAAAUAAUUACUUAACAUUUUGACAUCCAACUCAGUGACUAUGUAAUUAAUGUGUUAUGGAAAUAUUUUAAUUUUUUUUUAAUUGAAAAUUUCCUUAACAUAUUAAGUUUGCUUUAAAUACAUGAUUUGGAGAUUG